AUGGUAGGUGGUGUCUCAGUACAGUCUCCAUCAACCAUGACAUCUCCUCCUGAGAGUCAUCGAAAUUUCAUUCCACACGGUAGCCGAUCAGAGAUUCUGCUACUACCACCGCGCAGCGAUGAUUUUAUGGUUUCUCACCCAUGGACAGCAAUGUACCUCAUCUCGCCUCCCCUUCCGCGUGGAGUCUCUGCAGUCCAGUUUAACAUCACGAGCCACGACCAAGGAUGGUGCAGCGAUAGAAGUCAGGACAUCUGGUCUUGGUUCGACGUAUCCAUCUUGUGCUCUGAGCGAGAUGGUGUUGAAGACUAUCCUUCUUCCUUUCUUUCUGACUUGUCGGAUCAUCCUUCAUCAUAUCUCAAGCCUAAACCCGAAGAUUUCCGCCAAGUUUUGCAGGACCAGGGCUUGCAUUUCAAGGACAUCUCUAAACAAGAAGAUCCAGCCAAGCCGGAGCGCAUUGCGAAGCGGGUGGCUUCGAAUAAGAUCCAGAGGUCCUGGCAACAACAUGUUGUAUUUUGGAGAGUUGAAGAUGGUGGUGAGGAAGCUGAGUUCCUGUCCUGUCUUGAAGAAGGGGAUCGGUUGGUCGUUUGGGCUCGCACACAGUUCCCUGGAUGGAUUAACUGUGUGAAAAAUGUGGAAAUAAAGGUCUCGGUUGAUGAGACGACUCUUAUUACCCUUCCUGCAAGCGGUGGUGAUUUUGAAACGCGUCAAGAGGACACAGUCAUUGGUGUUUCGUGAUGCUUAGUUGGGGGCUUGGAGGAAGUAUGCACAUAAUCUGGUGCUGCUUGCGCUUCGUAUAUACCUAUGUGCUGGUGUUUGUGCGUCUUGAUGAUCGGUAUAUCUACUGGUAAGAAUACAAUCUACGCGAGAUUCGGGAAUGUUAUUCUAUGGUCGCUCUUUUUCCAACUACUAAAUGUCAGCUGGGAAUCACUAUGCCGUUACGGAUAAGGAGAUAAGAGUAAAUAAAAUGAAUAUGUCCAAUUUAUCAGUCUCAGUC
Molecule: messenger RNA, 994 nt
Organism: Aspergillus neoniger CBS 115656
Lineage: Eukaryota; Fungi; Ascomycota; Eurotiomycetes; Eurotiales; Aspergillaceae
Exons: 4
Coding region: 1-735 (244 amino acids)
Source: RefSeq, a predicted model, not a curated record